AUGCUUAGAUCAAUACUUAGAUUCCCACCAAAAUUGACUAUUGGGGUGUCAGUAUUCAAACAAUUUGCUUCUACUACCACCACUGCCACCACCACCAUCAGCAGAACAGUAUUUCAAAGACCUACCAUACUAGCAUCUACUUCCACAACAUCCAAUUCAUUAUUAUUCCAAUAUAAUAGACCACACACCGUUAAUUUCCAGUCAUUUAUAGAACAAAAAGAAUAUGAUUUAGAUACGGUUGAAGACGAUGAUAGUAAUACUAUGCAUGCAUUAUCGGUUUUAAGAAAAAGAAGAUUGAAAAUGAAGAAACAUAAAUAUAAGAAAAGAAGAAAGGCUCAAAGAGCAUUAAGAAAAAGAUUAGGUAAAUAA
Candida dubliniensis CD36 is the source of this 369-nucleotide messenger RNA. Its product is annotated as mitochondrial 37S ribosomal protein mS38. Gene Ontology annotation, cellular component: mitochondrion. NCBI's taxonomy places the organism in Eukaryota, Fungi, Ascomycota, Pichiomycetes, Serinales, Debaryomycetaceae. The record is from RefSeq and is a predicted model, not a curated record. Gene Ontology annotation, biological process: mRNA processing. The transcript has a single exon. The coding region runs from base 1 to 369 and encodes 122 amino acids.